Molecule: messenger RNA, 1470 nt
Organism: Lycium barbarum (goji berry)
Lineage: Eukaryota; Viridiplantae; Streptophyta; Magnoliopsida; Solanales; Solanaceae
Exons: 2
Coding region: 286-1332 (348 amino acids)
Source: RefSeq, a predicted model, not a curated record
AGACUCCCUUUAUAACCCAAAAUUCCCAAUUGGCAAAAUUAAAUCCCUAAAUCGAUUUUAACCCCCAGCUUGAUCGGUUCCUUACAGAUCCAUAACUGAUCUCUAAGAUUCUCUUCAACUACGCUCAGCCACAAAAGAGAUUCAUUGCAGGCCUUAUAUUGGGUUUAUUCCCUUUUUUGGGAUUCAGUUGUCGGAUAUGGUUUGAUUUGCUUGUCUUAAGGGUUUUUGGGAAAAGGGUUUGAAUUACUGGAAAUGGUUCUUGUAUUUUUGUAUCAGUAAAUUAUAAUGGAAUGCAAUUUAUCAUCAGGAAAUAUGAUGGGAGGGAAUAGUGGUUUUGAUUUGCAAGGUUCGACGAGGGCUAAUGUUCAACAUUAUCAUUCUCAUUUCCCUAAGGAUAUUUGUUUGGGUAAAUGUGCAAGUGAUGAAGAUGAAGCUGAAGGGAAAAAGGGGGGAAUCCCACAAUGGCAGCGUGUGAAAUGGACAGAUGAGAUGGUGAGGCUGUUGAUUACUGCUGUUUCUUAUAUAGGGGAAGAAGAAGAAUAUGGUGGAACAAGGAAAUGUUCUAAGAAAGGCAAAUGGAAGUCUGUCUCAAAAGUCAUGGCUGAAAGGGCUCAUUUUGUUUCACCUCAACAGUGCGAGGAUAAAUUCAAUGACCUUAACAAGAGGUACAAGAGACUCAAUGAGAUUCUUGGUAGAGGUACUUCAUGUGAGGUUGUUGAAAAGCCUGCUCUUUUGGAUGUCCUCGAUCACGUUUCAGACAAAGGAAAGGAGGAAGUUAGGAAGAUUCUAAGUUCAAAACAUCUGCAUUAUGAAGAGAUGUGCUCCUACCAUAAUGGCAACCGCUUACAUCUCCCACCAGACCCUGAGUUGCAGCGUUCAUUGCGUUUUGCUCUUCAAAAUAGAGAUGAUGACAAUAAUAAGCACCUCCAAGAUGAAGAUGAUGAAGAAGCUGAUCACGAAGAUGAGUAUGAAGACAAUCAUAGUGGAGGAGGCUUUUCAAAGAGAAUAAAACAAUGCCAGGGUCAUGAAACUGUUAAUCUCGAUUCUAAUAGGAGGACACUCAUUUCUCAGCCUCACACUGAAGGCAACAAAGCUGAUAUUCUACAGAAUCAGUGGAUGGAUCACCGCUCGCUUCAGCUACAAGAACAGAAGCUGCAUAUUCAGGCACAAAUGUUGGAAUUGGAGAAAGAGCGUUUCAAUUGGCAAAGAUUUAGUAGGAAAAAGGACAUUGAAUUGGAAGUUAUGAGAACGGAAAAUGAGAGGAUAAAACUUGAGAAUGAACGUUUGGCAUUGGAGUUGAAGCGAAAGGAGAUGCUUGCAGACAAUGCUUAGAAAUGUCCUUUAGAAGGAAUAUCGCUUCAGAAUCAUGUCUUUUUAUGAUAUUAAACUGCAAAUUUACUGCUUUGCCAAUCUGGCAUGUAUUCUAAAGCUAGUAGUUGUCCUCGUAAAAAAAAAAAAAAAAAAAAGAAA